Molecule: messenger RNA, 1411 nt
Organism: Gilbertella persicaria
Lineage: Eukaryota; Fungi; Mucoromycota; Mucoromycetes; Mucorales; Choanephoraceae
Product: mitochondrial carrier domain-containing protein
Exons: 5
Coding region: 93-1064 (323 amino acids)
Biological process (GO): transmembrane transport
Molecular function (GO): transmembrane transporter activity
Source: RefSeq, a predicted model, not a curated record
CUGGAAGGAAACAGGUACCACUCUUUAUUUUUCCUGUUCUUUUUGUUUAAAGAAUCUGACAGAAAGAAGAGUACACAUAAGAUUGAGUCAACAUGUCUGUCAAAGACUUAAGGGAAAGCAAUGUCGAUGUUGACAGACAACGAUUGUUACAAGCUAAUAGAACUGUCAUUGCUGCUUCAAGUGCUGCGGUAACAUCUGUUUUGGCAGGGUUUCCUUUUGAUUCCAUUAAAACUCGCAUGCAAACCCAUUACUAUACAUCCAUUCUAGAUUGUGCCAAAGUAACCUAUGCUGAAGAAGGUGCUCGCGGCUUUUUUCGUGGCAUGAUUCCACCACUCGUCACUGUCAGUAUCAUCAAAUCCGUUUCCUUCUCCAUUUAUGAAGGCACUAAGAAACACUUGCUUAGCAAUGGAUUUCGCUUUGACAAUUUAAAUUCUGUAACACAAGUUGCUGCUAUCGGUGGUGGUGUCAGUGGAGCCUUUAUCGGUAUCUUGAGUUGCCCUUUGGAGCUUGUCAAGAUCCAACGUCAGUUAGAACAAAUGAUACUUAAAAGCGAAAUAGAAUCAGGCCGUGUAUCAGCAUCAGAAGCAGCCCCAAAUCAGUCUUCUACAAGCUGGCAUGCUGUGAAGCAAAUUGUAAAGCGUAAAGGCAUAUUUGGCUUAUGGAGUGGAUUAGGUUGUCAUUCAGCCCGAGAUGCACUGGGUACAAGUAUUUAUUUUGGAGGCUAUGAGUCUAUGAAAUAUAUACUAUCCAAACAGGGACAAGAUGGAAGCCCUAUAGUUCAUUUCAUGUCUGGAGGGUUUUGUGGUAUUCUCAGUUGGCUUUUUGUGUUUCCUGUAGAUGCUAUCAAGACCAAUCUACAGAAGGACAUCAUGAUGCCCAAGCCGAAAUAUGCUGGUGUUCUAGACUGCACACGGAGAUUGGUAAAGAAGAAUGGCAUCAAAGGUCUUUAUAGAGGUCUUAGUGUGACACUUCUUCGAGCAUUUCCUAUUCAUUCACUCAACUUUUUGGUUUAUGAGCAGGUUCUCAAAUCGAUACCACCUUUACCAUCCACAGUACACCACUAGUUAUUUAUUGUUUUAUAGAUAAAGUCUCCAAAGACAAUUUUGUUCCAUUGACUGCAAUAGCCUAUAUAGUACGACAUAGUUAACAAAAUAAAUGCAUUUACCAUAAAAAUAAAAUGUUUGAAUAGAUUAUUUCGCUUUGUUGGAGCAGUUGGUCAGAUUAAAUAGAAUAUACUGACUUGAUCAAGCUUACAUUGGGCAAAAAGCUACUUUUAUAUAUAUAUUGUAGUUUGAAUAAAUUGUAUGUAUCAUUCGCUAGUCAAUUCCAUUGAGAAUUACAAUGCGAUAGAUGCAUGAGAUAGCUCAUAAUGAUGCAUUGCAAUCAAAUUACAACUAUCAGCCAAAAAAAA